UAAACAACAAAUAAAAACAAGUGCAUAAGAAUUAAAAAUUCGAUAAUAUAUAAUGCAAAAGUAACUAAAUUUUAAAGUUAGAUGUAAACAGUGUCAACUAUAUAUUUCCUUUAAGCCACAUUUUCCCAAGUGCCGUACUUAAUUUUACGCAAACAUUAGACCGCUAUUGUGAUCAAUUAAUGAAAUUGCUAAAAAAAUAUGAAUAAAUGAAUAAAGUAAAUUAUUAAUUUCAUAAAUUAAAGCAAAAAUAACAGAAUAAAUAGCAGACACAAGUGAAAGCUAUCUGUGCCAUAAUUGAUAACUGUUUAUUAAGUAAAUUAAGUAUAAUACAUAGCUCCAACGUUACUUGUGAAAGCUUAGUCGCAGCAGUGUAAUACAAAGAGCGACAUUUCUAACAGCUAAAGCUUAAAUUAAAGCUAACUACGCAUAAAUGCUUACUACAUGUAAAUGAAAGCUAACUACGUAUAAGUUAAAUCUUACUAAGCUUAAAUUAAUGCUCGGCACACAUAAAUGAAAGCUUACUACGUAAAUAUGAAAGCACAUUGCGUCUAGAGAAAAACUUAGUACAUAUGAAUGCAGCUUUACUAAGCAUUCAUGAAAUCUCAACGCCCAUAAAUGAAAGCUUACUAUAUAUAUAAGAAAGCUUAUUACGCAUAAACGAAAACUUGCUGAGCAUAAGCGAGAGCUUACUAGGCAUACGUGAAAGCUUACCAAGCAUACGUGAAAGCUUACCAAGCAUGCGUGAAAGCUUACUACGCACACGUGAAAGCUUACUAAGCAUACAUGAAAGUUUACCAAGCAUAAAUGACAGCUCAUUCAAUUAAUGUAGGUUCACUAAUAAAACGUUUCAUCAUUCAGCGUAUUAAGAAAGCGAUUGAAGUGUAAGCUUGGUCACCACAACUGAAAGCUUAAUAACAUUAAAGGAAAGCUUAAAAAGGUAGGCUCCGAAACAUAUCUAAACAAAAGUAACGUCAAAUUGUAAACGUACUAAGCGCCUAAUACACGCAAACCACCGAAUAAAGGUUCCAAACAAACACUAAUUAAUUUAAAAAGGGAUAACAAGAAUUUCUCUCAAUGCAACAAAUUUAAUUGCAAAUAUUUUCCAAACCCUACAAAAGCACCAACUGAACAUCAUACCCAAUGACAAUAUCAAAUCGUUUGAAUCGCAGACGAAACAUCAACAUCAUCAGUAAUAACGGUGACAACAACAACUCCACCGAUAUUGAAUUAUUUCCGGUUGGCACAACAGCAGAAUCAGCAGAAGCAGCAAAACCGCACUACAACUCGGACGCGACGCGGCAGAGUGAGGCGUGUAGUCGUACUGUAAAACGCUUGCGGCGACCAGAAGCCGCUGCCGUCAAAAUGACGGCGCUCGGCCAACAAGCGACAAAUGAAAUUACAACUGUAACAACGGCAAAAACAACAACAGCUGCGACGGUAAAAAUGAAUGACGACGCCAUUGCCACAAUAAAUGAAAAUUCUCGCGGACGUAUGAGUAAGUUUUUGCCCGGGAAAUCGCUCAAAUACGAGCAACUCAUAAAUCAACCGAAACAUGUUGUGGGAACAACAGCAACAGCAACAGCAACAGCAACAGCAGUAGCAGCAACAACAAAGGCAGUUAGUACAAAAAGUACGCUAACAAAAGCGGUUGGCCGUGAUGGUAUAACUUCCGAAGCCAACGGUAAUGAGUGGCCCCAACACUCGCAUUGGUGUUUGGAAGAUGAAGUGCCGUCGCCCGCGUGGUAUGCCUGUGAAGGCGAACCUUCGGCGACGUCAGCGCUCGCCACAACACUACCCGCAACAUUGCUGGCGACGGCGAAUGGUAGCACAGCGUCAAUGAAGAAUUGGCAAACGCAUUUGGAAGGCGCGGAAAUGCAUUUAUCACCGACGCUUACCACGGCCAGCUCGGACAUUGUGAAUGCGAAUGUGAAAGCUAAAGCGCCGGCGAAAAUGAGGAGCCGGCGCAUGAAUGCCAAUGGAAGUGGAAGUGGAAGUGGAAGUGGCUGUGGCAGUAGCUGGAGUGGCAAUUAUCAACAGCAGGAUUCGCAUUCGACACACCAACUAACGGCACGAGUGCCAAUUACAACAACAACGGCAAUAACAACCAACAAACCAGCACGUUCGCAGCAGCACACACCAAGCCAUCAGCAUGUCGGGCACAAAAGCGGCGGUAUUGGUUUUGGCAACAUGACCGUUAAUGGCAACAGUUAUGGCAGCAGUAAUAAUGUGAAAUAUUUUGGCAACGAUGCUGCGGACGCUGACUGUAAUGGCACAACUGCCGUCGACACGGAUGCUCUGCUCAGCGCAGCGCUAAAUGUCAGUAGCACAGAAUCUGGCUACCACCACCACCAUCACCAUGACCACCGGCAGUCGACGACAAACAGGCUGCACGGUAACAAUGCCAACUCAACUCGCAGCAGCAAAGGUUUCUACUACACCUUAGUCAACAGCGAUGACGGUGACUUUGCUGACUCUAGCACAUCACAACCGCCAUCUGUCUCCGCCUCCGCUGCCACCACGCCGUUGUAUUACUCUUCGACGACGUCAUCAGCGCGUUCAGCCUCUUCACCCGCCACUUUUUACACGUCAAACGGCACCACCUCCACCUCCUCCGCCUCCGCCUGCUCCUCCACUGCGCCGCUGAGGUCUGGGUCUGGCUCGGGCUCAGGUUCAGGCUCUGCGCACGGGUCAUCAUCAUCAUCCGCUGCCGUUGCAUUGGCGUGUAAUUGUUGCAGUAAUUUAAUUGCCCGUUGCUGCUUCGGCAUGCCACUGCUGAAGGCAAUCAAUGUGCGGCGUUGUGUGUUGGCUUUAUUCGCCAUAACGGUCGUUACGAUCUUUUACUACACUCAUUACGUCGAUACGGGCGUUUUUGUUGGUUUAAUUCAACGUGACACUCGCCCCUCGCCGCUCAUCAACUGUCGCAUGAUUAGCGGGAAGCAUACGCGUGAAUCGUCGAGAGCACCCGAUCAUCGUUCAGAGGCACGACUGCGUAUCGAUCCGAAGGUUUUGGUGUUCGUGGAGACAACAUACUCAGGGCUCGGUCGAGAUAUUGCCGAACUAUUGGUCUACAAUAGAAUUAAGUACAAAGUCGAAGUGGCUGGCAAAAGUCUUCCAGUGUUAACGAAUCUCGACAAAGGUCGCUACGGUGUCAUCGUAUUCGAAAAUCUCGAUAAAUACCUGAAUAUGGACAAAUGGAAUCGUGAGCUGCUGGAUAAGUACUGUCGUGAAUACUCAGUGGGCAUAGUGGGAUUUGUUAGUCCGAGCGAGGAGACCUUGGUAGCGGCACAAUUGCGUGGUUUGCCACUCUAUAUACACACAAACUUGCGUCUACGUGACGCCAGUCUCAAUCCCGCCUCACCCGUGCUGCGUCUCACGCGUGCCGGUGAGACGGCUUGGGGUGCGCUUCCCGGCGACGACUGGGCUGUCUUCCAACACAACCACACCACCUACGAGCCAGUUGAAUGGGCGCAGCGUAAUACACAAGACUAUCCAUCCGACAGCGGUGGACAAGUGCAAUUGCCAUUGACGACUGUGCUGCAGGACCACGGCCACUUUGAUGGCAUUCAACGCGUUCUAUUUGGCAGUAAUUUACGGUUCUGGCUACACCGUUUGCUAUUCCUGGACGCGUUGUCGUACCUGAGUCACGGUCAGCUGAGUUUGAAUCUCGAGCGUAUGAUACUAGUGGAUAUUGAUGAUAUUUUUGUUGGCGAACGUGGUACGCGUCUACGACCGGACGAUGUGCAGGCGUUGAUAGCUACGCAAAGGAUUAUUGCGGCUAUGGUGCCGGGUUUUCGUUUCAAUUUGGGCUUCUCAGGCAAAUUCUAUCAUCACGGUGAGCGUGAGGAGAAUUUGGGCGACGACUACUUGUUGCGCAAUGUGCAGGAAUUCAAUUGGUUCUCACACAUGUGGAAACACCAGCAGCCGCAUCUGUAUGAGAAUCUGACGUUGCUCAUGUCGGAAAUGCAGUUGAAUUAUGCCUUCGCAAAGGAGCACAACAUUCCCACUGACUCCGGCUACUCCAUAUCGCCACAUCACUCAGGCGUUUAUCCGGCGCACGAAAUACUGUAUAUAGCGUGGAAGAAAAUAUGGAAUGUGAAGGUUACCUCCACCGAGGAGUAUCCACAUUUGCGGCCGGCGCGUUUACGUCGCGGCUUUAUACAUCGCGACAUCAUGGUGCUGCCGCGUCAAACGUGUGGUCUCUUCACACACACCAUGUACAUAGAUCGCUAUCCCGGCGGGCGAGAUAAGCUCGACGAAUCGAUACAGGGUGGUGAACUCUUUCAAACUAUAGUCUAUAAUCCUAUCAAUAUCUUUAUGACGCAUAUGUCCAACUAUGGUUCGGAUCGUUUGGCGUUGUAUACGUUCCAGUCGGUGAUAAAGUUCCUGCAAUGCUGGACUAAUUUGAAAUUGAGCUCAGCGCCGCCUAUACAAUUGGCCGAAAUGUACUUCCGCCUACAUCCAGAGGAGGUGGAUCCCGUUUGGGGUAAUCCCUGUGAUGAUCCACGUCACAAGAAAAUCUGGUCGAAAAAGAAAAGCUGUGAUUCACUACCUAAAUUUCUGGUCAUCGGUCCACAGAAAACGGGUACAACUGCACUAUACACAUUCCUCGCCAUGCACUCAAGCAUCACCAGCAACGUACCCAGUCCCGACACUUACGAAGAGAUACAAUUCUUUAAUGGCAACAAUUAUUAUCGCGGCCUCGACUGGUACAUGGACUUCUUCCCAUCUGACUCUAGCGCAAACUCAACGGUGACACCACAAACUCGCUACAUGUUCGAGAAGAGCGCUACUUAUUUUGAUGGCGAGGCGGUGCCGAAACGUGCUCACGCUCUGCUGCCGCAUGCAAAGAUCGUAUCGAUUCUUAUUUCACCAGCGAAACGUGCCUACUCAUGGUAUCAACACCAACGGGCGCAUGGCGAAGGGAUCGCCAACAACUAUAGUUUUUAUCAGGUAAUCACAGCCGGCGAUUCAGCGCCAAAAGCACUAAAGGAUUUACGUAAUCGCUGCCUGAAUCCAGGUAAAUAUGCACAACACCUGGAGCAUUGGCUAGCCUACUAUCCCGCCCAACAAUUGCAUAUCAUCGAUGGUGAACAGUUGCGUCUCAAUCCAGUCGAUGUGAUGAACGACUUGCAGCGUUUCCUCAAAAUACAACCGAUAUUCGAUUAUUCGAAUCAUUUGCGUUUCGAUGCGAAGAAGGGCUUUUUCUGUCAAGUGGUGAGCGAGAAGCGCAAUAAGUGUUUGGGCAAAUCGAAGGGCCGUCAAUAUCCAUCGAUGGACGAACGCAGCGCUAAGCUGCUCCAGCGUUACUACCUAAGCCACAAUACAGCGCUGGUGAAAUUGCUUAAAAAACUGGGCUCCCGACCCAUACCACAAUGGCUGAAAGACGACCUCUCGACGGGCACGUGAUAGCUAAUGCAAUUCCGACGACUACGCAACAAGCUACGGAAGCAAUUCGAAUUGGUAUUUGUAAGACUCAAACAACAAACAGACAUUGGUGACGGCGACGGCAACGGCAACGAGGUGACAGCGGAAGAAGUUGAUGCGCCUAAAAGUAUACCAUAUAGACAUCACAGACGUAACAGCUGGACGCGAAUUUAGUGGACAUUUUUGUUGUAGAAGCACUUAGGACGAUAUAACGACGUACCAGCUGCUGUUCAAGGACAAUGAUUUAAUGAUUCAAAUUGAAAUUGACAUAAUACGAAUUGAGGGGGAGGAAGCGCAUGUGGAGCGAAGGCAAACAGAUGAAAGUGAAUUGAACUUGAAAUGUUAAUGGACAAGAAAAAAAAAAGUAAAUAUGAAAAAAUAGAAAAAAGAAGAGGAGAAGAAGAGGCAAAGAGCAAAGAAGUCAAUAUCACUAAUUUACUUAGCGAAUAAAUCGUGAAUAGUUUUUAAUUGAAAAUAAGCUAAAAUAUUGUACGUGUACGAAAAAUUCUGUUACAUGUAUGUACAUAUGUAAGCGUGUAUACGACUAUGUAAAUGUAGCUCUAAUUUUAAAAUAAUAGUAAAUAUAGUAUAUACAUACAUAAACGUGUAAAUAUAUACAACUAAGGGAAAAAUAA
Messenger RNA from Ceratitis capitata (Mediterranean fruit fly), 6059 nucleotides. RefSeq names its product bifunctional heparan sulfate N-deacetylase/N-sulfotransferase (gene sfl). Gene Ontology annotation, molecular function: deacetylase activity; heparan sulfate N-sulfotransferase activity. The transcript is spliced from 5 exons. Bases 1141 to 5406 code for a protein of 1421 amino acids. NCBI's taxonomy places the organism in Eukaryota, Metazoa, Arthropoda, Insecta, Diptera, Tephritidae. Gene Ontology annotation, cellular component: Golgi apparatus. The record is from RefSeq and is a predicted model, not a curated record.